Molecule: messenger RNA, 4318 nt
Organism: Cavia porcellus (domestic guinea pig)
Lineage: Eukaryota; Metazoa; Chordata; Mammalia; Rodentia; Caviidae
Gene: Lgals12
Product: galectin 12
Exons: 9
Coding region: 1415-2359 (314 amino acids)
Biological process (GO): negative regulation of type II interferon production; intrinsic apoptotic signaling pathway; positive regulation of gene expression
Cellular component (GO): cytosol; nucleus
Molecular function (GO): galactoside binding; lactose binding
Source: RefSeq, a predicted model, not a curated record
CGAGUGGGCACCCGUGCCUUGUGGGGAAGGAGCGGGGUGGCUGGGGGCGUCGGCUCCGGAAGUGUGAUUUGCGCCGCACUGGCCUCAGGCAAACCCACAAACUUCUGGACCCUCUCAAGUGUCCCAACACAGGGUCGGCUGGAGAGAUGUGGUGCACCAUCCUCCCUCCUUCCACUGCGUCCCCUGGCCCACCGUCCACACCUUUCUUUGCCUUCACAGAAAGAGCCACAGCUCCUUGGUUAGGAACUGAGGGGUGACCCCUAACCUGGAACCUCAGAAUUGGUUGUACUCUGAGCCUCGGUCUCAGACGAGGCCCGAUAAUGUAGAAUGAGGACACAGGAUGGGAUCCUUAUGGAGGGAGUUGGGGACAAGGUCUGGAAAAGCCAGCCCUGCCCCGGCCACCUUCCCUGGAGCUGUGAGAGCAGACUCCUGCCUGUCCAGUAAGCAAGCAGAUCCUGGAGCCAGAGGAAGGAGGCCUGGCCUAAGGCUACAGAUGAGCCCUGCUGGAAAGGGACACAGUCGGAUUCUAGGGGGGGCUCCAUUGGCCUCCCUUCUGGAACCCCUUGUUCCUGGAUGCCCCUGACCUAGUUUGUCACAUGAGCGUCUGCUCCCCACUUCAUCCAUCUGGGGAGAUCUGCACCCAAAGCCUUCCAGUUACACCCAAGCCUGAGCUUCAGGAGCUCAGACUUGCCUGUUGAAACACAGGUUUCAGGGCCUGGCACCCAGGUCCAGAGGCGCCACGGCAAAGCAGCCCUUGUUCUGGCUCUUUACCAGGACCCUUGCCCUCUUCCCUCUGCCCCACAGGCUAUGCACUUGGCCACCAGCCUCCCUCUGUCCUGCCAGGACCUCCAACUGUGGUACAAGGCCUUCCAAGUCAGGCUAAAGUUGACAAGUUGUGCAUUCCUAAAGGGAAGGCUUCCUGGAAUUUGAACCAACAUUGGAAAGCCUUUCUGCUGCUCUCACAGACCUCCAGUGAGAAGCUCCUGUGGCCUUCCUCUCCAUCCACAGAGGAACAGAGAGGGGCAGCUGCUUGCCCAUGGGCACACAGCACGCUAGAGCAGGGCUGAGCAGGAGUCCAGGCUUUGUGCUCCCAGCACCUCACGUCCCUUUUAGUCUGGGGUGGGGAUCCACUCCCUGCCCUGUUUUCAGCCGACUUUCACGUGACCCCAGCUGCUCUUGGCUAAUGCUGAAAUGGGCCCUGGGGACACUGAAAUGCAGGAACAGGAGUAAGGCAAGGGGCAGGGGUGUGGGGGAGAAGGCGCUCAGACAGACAGGCCCUCCUAAGACUGAACACAUGUCUUCCCUUCCUGUGUGGCCUAGCGAGCUACAGGUCUCCGGCAGUCCCAGUCCCUACCACCCCACCCACCCUCCUCAGCUCUAGAGCGAGGUUGAAGCCCCACAGGCACGGGCAGCCAUGGCGCCUGAGGAGAAGCUGGACCCAAUUCCUGACAACUUUAUCCUUCAGCCACCUGCCUUCCAUCCGGUGGUUCCGUAUGUGACAACCAUUUUUGGUGGCCUGCAUGCAGGCAAGAUGGUCGUGCUGCAGGGAGCAGUCCCCAGAGAUGCACGCAGGUUUCAGGUAGACUUCCAGUGCAGCUGCAGUCUGGACCCACGGCCAGACAUCGCUGUCCACUUCAACCCUCGCUUCCAUACCACCAGACCCCACGUCAUCUGCAACACCCUGCAUGGAGGAUACUGGCAGAUGGAGACCCGGUGGCCUGGGCUGGCCCUGCAGAGAGGGGCCAGCUUCCUCCUUCUCUUCCUCUUUGGGAAUGAGGAGGUGAAGGUGAGUGUCAAUGGACAGCACUUCCUCCACUACCGUUACCGGCUCCCACUGUCUCGAGUGGACACCCUGGGUAUAUUUGGAGACAUCUCAGUGCAAGCCGUUGGAUUCCUGAACAUCAGCCCAUUUGCAGAAGGCAGCAGAGAGUAUCCGACUGGACACCCCUUCCUGCUUCAGAGUCCUGAGCUGGAGCUGCCCUGCUCACGUACCCUUCCUCAGGGACUCUGGCCUGGACAGGUCAUCAUAGUUCGGGGGCUGGUCUUGCAAGAACCAAAGACCUUCACGCUAAGCCUGAGGGACGAGGCUGCCCAUACACAAGUGAUGCUCAGGGCCUGCUUCAUGGACCGGACACUGGCCUGGGUCUCUCCCUGGGGACGCAAGACACUGAUCUCAGCGCCUUUCCUCUUUCACCCCCAGCGAUUCUUUGAGGUGCUGCUCCUAUGCCAGGAAGGGGAGCUGAAGCUGGCACUCAAUGGACAGGGUCUGGGGGCCACAAGCCUGAGCCAGCAGAGCCUGGAAAGAUUGCGGGAGCUACAGGUCAGAGGAAACAUCCAGCUGUACUGCAUCCACUGCUGAGGCGCUCAGGGUAGCGCAGCCCAGAAGAGGAAGCCAGCCUGCACCAGGGCCUCACAGUGUGACACCCACCUGCACCCCGUGUAGGCCUCAUUCUCUUCCGUGGCCACACCUUGGGUCUGCACCAGCCAGGGCGCUAACACUGCACUCCCCCAACCCAGAAUUAGAAUUUGCCCUGACUUCCCUCAGGGCCGCACUGGCCCCAUGGGGCAGGAUGUGGAGCUUAAUGAAGUUUCUCAGAAGUACAGGGACCUCAAGACUCAGGCCUCGGGAUAUAACUCAGUAGCACAGUGCAUGUCUGGCAAACAUAAGAUCCUGAGUUCAAUUCCUGGUACCAAAAAAAGAGAGAACUUGGACAUUUGCUCCAUUCUUACCCAGCAGCUCAGAAAAACUGACCCAGGCCAGUGAGGCACUUGCCCCCACACACACCAUCACACAGACUCCAUUUUUGUCAUCCGCCCUCCCCAGGACCCAGCAGCAGCAGGACUGGAGUUCGCGAUCUCGUGAAACCUGGGCUGGGCCCACCAUGCACUAUCCUCACUCAUUCCAUCAGCUUCUGUCUGCGACACAAGCCAAGGCUAUGCACAGGGUUUCUCCAGCACAAGUCUCAGGGUCACACAGGGUCUACUGUUACACAGUAACAGCAGGCAGGAGAAGGAAAAGGAGGCUUGUCCUGCCCUGCAGCACAGGCACACAGCCAGUCUGCAUUUCCUCCACCUGCCACACAGGCACCGCAGGUCCCCCUAGAUUACCGUGUGGCCCAUGUGUGUCCUGGCCUGUGCCACCCCCGUUCAUGUGGGUUCACUCUAUGAUGUACGCACAACAAUGGAAUUGCCAAACAGUACAUUUUUAGAAUUUACCCACCACUGAGUGAUAUAUAAAGGAAACACUAGAGAAACCGAACCUAUAUGAUGGGAUAGCUGAAAUGAGUAUUUUUAAACUUUGUACCCCACAAGCAGAGAGCAGUAGUCUUCACUUAUCCAUUUACCAACAUUGAUCUAUCACGGAGAGACAGUAAAUUCCCUGGAGUAGAAAUUUCAUAGCAAAUCACCCUCGCUAUAGCCCACAGAACCUGAACAUCAGUGAGAGGGGUAACUGAAUAGUGACCACUGGAAACCAAGGCACUGGGUUCUGGACAGGAUCCGGGCCAAGGAGGAGCCAACAUGUGCUGAAUGCAUCAGGAGCUGCAGACUGUAGGCCAGAGCAAAAGGAAGGCUACAAGCAGCUCUGCCCCCGGGGCUAUCGGUGAGCUGGGAGCAAGGUCUGUGCCGCUGCUGCUGCUGCUAUGCCUGGACACACUUAGGACUGGUGCUAUACAAAAAAAAAAAAAAAAAAUUAACAGACCAAACCUAAGGCAGCUGCUCUUAGAAAUACCUGCUUAGAAGUCUGGCUUUGUGCCCCCCGAGAUCGGACCAUGGAAAAACUUAGGCGACUGAGCAAGAAAGCAAUUCACCUCCCUUCUUGGUAAGCGUCCCUGGCACAAGCCAGGAGGAGACCAGUCAGUGUCUCCCGUGAGCCUACCGGCACUUGGGCUGAGAAUCAAACAUUCCAGCCCUCCUCCUACACAUACACACCCUGUUAGCAAUUGAGGGCAGAGGUCUGAGCGUCUCUUGGGAGGAUGACUGUAAGCAAUAUAGCAAGUGUGGGGAAUUUCCUUCUAUCUUCUGUUUGAAGGCAAAUGUUGUUUUCACUGUUUUACUUUGUUCUGGUUAAUUGUUUUGCUCUAUUCUCUAUUCUCUUUCAAUUGGUUUUCUAAUGUUCUGUUUCUGGUUUGAUUGCGCCAUACCUAAUUGAAUAGACAACUACUGUGAAAAUAAUGUGAUAUACUAUAGUACCUAUUACUGUUAUCCCGGUACCCUGCUGUGAAGUUCUAUACUAAUUUCACUACAUUGUCUUGAUUUGCCUUGUUCUGUCUUGUUCUGUUGUAUUUUACUACCUUCAAAAUAAAAUAAAAAUAAAGAA